This is a messenger RNA of Scophthalmus maximus (turbot), 1550 nucleotides long. RefSeq lists its product as uncharacterized. Bases 352 to 1170 code for a protein of 272 amino acids. Gene Ontology annotation, molecular function: protein tyrosine kinase binding; MHC class II protein binding. The record is from RefSeq and is a predicted model, not a curated record. The transcript has 6 exons. Gene Ontology annotation, biological process: positive regulation of ERK1 and ERK2 cascade; interleukin-15-mediated signaling pathway; T cell activation. NCBI's taxonomy places the organism in Eukaryota, Metazoa, Chordata, Actinopteri, Pleuronectiformes, Scophthalmidae. Gene Ontology annotation, cellular component: membrane raft; external side of plasma membrane.
UUGGUUAAAAGAAGCCAAACCCUGAGUCUGGGAGGAAGACGGGGGCCAAAUGGGGCCCAGAGCUUGAUUUGGAGGAAGGAGUUGAAUCAGUACCAGCUUGUGCAUCACAUGUAAAUGUUUCCCAAGCAAUCGCUUCAACACUCACGUGUCUGUUCAGGACUGAAUAAGUAGAAGAGUCGACGCCGAGCUGCUCGACAACGCGUCAACAUAAAAAUAGCAAAUGACAUAAGCGGACAAUAUGUCAAUGUGGGGGAACAGACACACGUCAGUCACAGGAAGGAAACGCCACAUUGCACAUUCUGCUGAGAAAGAGAGCAGCAAAGACAAGAAAAGAGAAGCCGCCGAGGAACAAUGGUUGAAUUCAAGUGGAUUAAAGUGUAUUUGUGUGUGAUACUGGUGCUUCGGUUUACAGCGAUAACAGAACAAAAAGAUCAGUCCGUCGUUGUCAGAGCUGGAACUAGAGUGACUUUGCCUUGUGGACUUGAGGAUCGGGAUAACUGUGAGAACACAGACUGGCUCUUUGCUAAAUUGCAGCAGACCAGUCCAGUAGAGCUGGUCAGAUCUGGCCUGCUCCAGACAUCUGCGAGUUCCAAAUCCAGACCAGAGAGGAUGCGUGUUACAGGAAACUGUUCUCUGGUUGUAAAGGAGGUCACAGCUCAGGAUGCUGGUCUAUACUGCUGCAGACAGGAUGAAGACGGGAGAAUGAAAUAUGCUGUAGUUUAUUUGUCUGUCGUCAACAUGACUGAACAGAGGAGCACUGAUGGAGUGACACUCACCUGCUCAGUGUGGGCGUAUGGAGAGAGCAGAUGCACAGUGAAGUGGCUCUUAAAGGGCGGAGACGUGGAUGAAGACAACGGCGACCUGAAGACGUCACAGUCUGGCAGCUCAGCCACCGUGAGCUUUAAAAGCUCUCAUUUCAUUUACAAGUCAGAAAACUACGAGCCACUGACAUGUCAAGUGACGGAAGGUUUCACUGAGAAACGGUUUCUCUUCAGGCCUCGGUCAUCAGCACUUGGAGACAACGAGAUGACAACAGAGUCAGAAGAUUGGUGGUGGUGGUGGUGGUGGUGGAUGCGCAUCGUUCUGGCUGUGGGCUUAGCAGCAGUCGUAAUAACUGUGGAGGCUGUACUCAGGUGGAAGAGAAGUAAAGAUGGGAACAUUCAAAGAUGAAAGAAAAGGUUUAGGAUGAUGACGAUGAUGAUGUUGAUGAAGAUGAUGAUGAUUAUGAUGAUGACGAUGAUGAAGGUGAUGCAGUGACCUACAGCGCAGUGAAAGAUUCCUCUUCCUCGGCCGGAGCCUCCUCACAUCCCAGUAGCCUCUAGGCUUCCGUCAGCGAACCCCCCCAAAAAAACAGGACACAAUAUAGUUACGUGUCAUAUCAUUACAUUGGUUUUUAAAUCUGAUGAAAAAUAAGAAAACCAAGUCAGUUUUUAUUUGCCUUCUCUGUCACACUGUAUUAACUGAUGUCUUUUAUAUAUAACGUUUAUGCUUUUACUAGUCAUUUUUAUAGAUAUUGAUGCAUAAAGGGAAAUAAAAAAAACUUGAAGCUC